GUCACGUGCAUGGUUCCGUUUCGUGGCUUACCCUGUCCACUCUCCUUUGUAGCCUAAGGACACCGCUACUACAUUUAUGCCAUGGCACUCAUGACGUUUGAGCUAGUUAAAUCAUACACCUCAUCAAUAGCUACCUUAGUAGGGGCUCCUUUCUUUGGUGCCAAACCACAGCAAAGUCCGGAUCCUCUAUACGACGGAGCUGUUUAUCUGAAUCCUGCACGACGCUCGGGAGCCCGACUUGUUCUUUUGCCUUUGCUCCCCCCUCCUCCCCCGAAAGCUGAGCUCCCUGCUGAACUCUGGCGAAGGUGCUUGCACUUUGCCAUGGACUUGACGCAUGAGAGGACGUCACUACUUCGGAUGGAGUACGAGAGGUAUGAGAAAUGCAGGAGGGAGCUCCCUUGCGUGAGCAAAACGUUCAAGACUCUCGCCACACCAAUAUUGUACUCCCAUAUAAAAAUCAGAAGCCUCGCUUCGUUACAGAUUCUCCAUGAUGUGCUUCAGUCCUCUGAUCAACAGUGGGACAGUUUACGACGAAUACCCUAUUCGACUCCGGGCCGAUGGAUUCAAUCACUAGACUUCACUGGCCUUGCUGACUCACUCACCACGCGCACCACCAAACUACACGCUGAUACCCUUCUAAGCAACCUCUUUCGCUUCACCCCAUUUCUCUCUUCGUUAACCCUGCAUGCAAAAAUAUGCCUCAGUCGCAGAGCGAUGGCGGCUCUAGCCGAAGGCUGCGGGCUGAGGCUGAAGGUUCUUAAAGAACUACUCGUGUGCCCUGAUUCGGCAGCCAUGCCUUCUAGCCAAUGGCUCAUUCAGUCUGACCCACUAAUCUCGCUCGUUCGGGCGUGCUCAAAUUUGGAGGUUCUGGAAGUGAUAGGACCAGGCUUGAUCCAAGAUGAAGAGACUUUUUUGGGUGCCAUCGAUUCUCAUGAGCUAAAAUUGGAGCCCAUAUCUCUACUUCACCUACGGAGACUAUCAAUCAUAGGGAUACCGCAGGCACCAUUCUUCUAUUCACUGAUGCGGUCGAAAUUGCCAUCAUUAAGUUUUCUCACCAUCACAGUGUAUCCUUCUCCAUUUUCCCCUUCCCCAUCAGCCACCUUCCUUGCGAAUCAUGGAGAAACUAUUGAAUCGCUCAUUCUCACCCUACCCCCUGACUGGCCACCCCCUGAUUAUGCUUCCUAUCGUCCAUCACCAGCAGCCUACAAUUCUGAAUCUAUAUUGCACAUCCUUCCCAAGCUCACCCAAUUGAACUUGUGUUUCCCGCUCCCCCCACUACUACUUCUCCCGACUCCUGACACUCCUUUGCGCACAUUACUCUUCCCUCGACCACUGCCAGCUCUACUUCCCUUUGUCCAGGCUCUGGUUUCGAAUGCACAUACCAGGGUCGAUGCUGGAGCCGAUGCUCCUGCUAUUUCACCGAAGGGAAAAAUGAGCAGUCAGGCUGUUAACGGGCUCAAGACGAUAGUGUGGACCAAAUCUAAAUGGUUGCGGAGCGAUUUGGUGACCGCAAGCCGAGGAGCAAGGUUGGCCGGCGAUCAAGUCGAGAUGCACAGAUGGAAGAGAAUGUUUUCGGGAAAGUUACAGCUUCUCGAUGCAGAGGCAAAAGAGGAAUAAAUUAGAUCUAGCGUGGUUUUUUGGGUGGUUUCCGUUGUGGGUGGGUACGUUCUGGCAUCUUGUCAAGCCGCUGUUCUGCCAUGUAACUUGUCUGUUGUACUGUAGAUAUAUAUUGUGUACUAUUCCCAGUGUCAGUCAAUCGCAUCGUCCUGUCGCAUUUUGUAUGCUUCCCAUCAUGUCACCGC
Molecule: messenger RNA, 1802 nt
Organism: Cantharellus anzutake
Lineage: Eukaryota; Fungi; Basidiomycota; Agaricomycetes; Cantharellales; Hydnaceae
Exons: 2
Coding region: 82-1617 (511 amino acids)
Source: RefSeq, a predicted model, not a curated record